Messenger RNA from Fonsecaea nubica, 2220 nucleotides. RefSeq lists its product as hypothetical. The coding region runs from base 1 to 2220 and encodes 739 amino acids. The transcript is spliced from 2 exons. Lineage: Eukaryota; Fungi; Ascomycota; Eurotiomycetes; Chaetothyriales; Herpotrichiellaceae. The record is from RefSeq and is a predicted model, not a curated record.
AUGGGUCGCUUCCCAUGGAGUCAGGGACAUUCCAAGCAAAGCAGCGACAAGCUGCAUGUCGCUACCAGCGACUGGGCCUCAGUGGACAAUAAUGAGCCUUCCGGCCAUGCCUUGACCGAGUUAAUCAAAGAGUACUCAAGUGCCGAAUCUGGGAAUCCUGACCUAUCACCUAAACCUCGAGUGAGGUCGCGGACGAACACGAUCACCUCGUCGUUUUCUGCCUACACUCGGUCUUUGUCAGAUUCUUCCAAUGAAAUUGCCUCGAGGCCUUCCUCCCGACAGAGUCACGUCGACGGUGGACUGCCACUGAUGGAGCGUCAAGAAAGUACUGCGAAGAGCUUGCUGAACAAGGGCACUCGCAUGUUGAAACGGCAAGGGAGUAAGCUGAACCUUUUGCCUUCCCAGAUGGAAGAUAGAUCCAGCACCAUCCCCGAAGACAGGGCUGCCGAGAUGGUUCCAAUAAAGGGCAUUCAACGUCAGCCCACCCUGAUCUCCAGACGGUUAAAACGGAGCAUUUCGGGCCCCUUUGCUUUCCAACAUCUGACUCACGGAGACCAAGCCCAAUUCCAGAGCCUGGACUCAGUCAGUAAAACAGACCUCACCUCAGAAUUCAAUGCUGUACAGGCGGACCAGCAGCCCAUCAGCCAGAUCCGGGGGAUCCCUGUCACGGACCUUCCCGUGACUGGUGAGGAAUCAAAGAUUCAUGUUGGAUUUGACGAACCAACUUCGCCGACUACCAAUGCUAUUCCGUAUCUACCAACAACCCCAACGCGCCCAAGCCCACCACCAAAGGACAACUUCAUGCCGCCAUAUAGUCCCUCAGACUUUCGGCUGUCUCGCUCGAUGGAGAAUUUCUCUCGGCCAACGAGACUGUCCGUUGCUCCUGUUGAUAUCUCUCCCUCCUCGGAGACCACCAAGAGGUUGUCCGCCAUGAGCCCUGUCAGUCAUGCGAGAGCCUUGGCUAAGCCGCUCCCACACUUGCCACACGACCAAGUUGUCCACGCUGUCUCAACUAGGGACGACAUUGCACUUCCCCUUCGCACUGCUCCAUUGCCGUCGCCUCCAAGACCAUUAAUGGAGGUGGUUGAAGAAGAAAAUCCCGAAGAGAAGGCUACUUCAGAACCAGUUGACUCCUCGCCCCAACCAGCAGUUGUGGGCGUCCUCGGCUCGCCUUCCACGAAACAGCGCAAGCGGCGAAGUCAAUCAUCUGGUGAAAUACAUUUUGACGCUAUUUGCUACACCUCGCCGUGUAGGACCUCGAAUCUAGAAAUGACUGACUCGGAAGACGCAGGGGGAGACGCCAGUCCCAAGACCCAGAAUCGAUUCUCUGUUGGUGUGAAGCCUAUCGAUAUCGAGGAUUGGGAGGACGCCAUUGAUUACUCGUGGGAACAUGCAGAGUUCGACGAGGAUGGUGGAAACAACGCUCCAACCACAAUCCCCAGUCGACCCAGUGCUCUGAGCAUACCCCGGGAGAAUUAUUUGUUGGUGGAGCAGCCAACUCUCGAUGAAGCAUCUUCCUCGGCUUCGACUCCUUUGACAAUGCAAAUGCCAAACUAUCCCUCUCGCGACGAGAGUGGCCCUAGCCGCCACCAGGAGCAGGAACCAUCAUCUCCACUCCUUGGGCUUGGAAUAGAGUCUCCGAAGCCAGUGCCCAUCGUCUCCUUGGAUGAAGCAGCUGCCAGCAAUCUUCAUCAACCACAGGAUACUUUUGCCUCGACUGACGCUUUUCGCACCCGGGCCAUGCGAAGUCCUGUCUCGACGAUGAGCAAGUCGAGCUCUCAGGAAAGCAUUAUUGCCUCGAUUUUUGGCACGCACCGGUCAUCAAAUUCUAGCACAACUCUGUCCGAUAUUGCCCAUCUAGCUAGUUUCGCGAACUCGGUUGAAAGCCUCAAUCUUGAUCUCGGAGAAUUCGGCGCCUCCUUCGAGAAGCACUUCAGAGAAGGGAGCCAGGACACGAUACGAGAGGGAUCGCAGGGCAGUAGGACGGCGGAUUCCCAAGUUCUUGAAUGUGUUGGACCGUUCACUACAUCUCCAACAAUCAAGCAUGACCGGGGUGUCUCUGCGUCUCAGAUCCCCGUCCCUGAGAGAACGUCGUCGAUGCCAGGAGUCGAACUGUCAAAGGCCCAAGUUGGCCGCAAACGUGCCACCACAGCAACCUCUCGACCCCGACGCAACACUCGCGUUUCCUAUUCUCUAUUCCCCACCAACGCCACCACCUGA